CUAUGGUUCUCUGAAUUGCGUUGUCGUAAAAAUUAAAAAUAUGAUGAUUUAAUUUUAUAAUAUCAUGAUCCUCCGAUCGAUUGCGAAACUCAUGCGUAAUAUCAGAUGACAAAACACCUCGUUGGCUCGAAUUCCCUCCAACUGUGAAAUGUGGUGUGUUGUGACAAGCCUCUCAGUAAUGACAGAAACCUGAUGUAUGAUACGGACAUCAAAAACUUUGCAUUGUGGGCUGUUUAAUUCAUGAAAUAGGCUGGCUAUUAUUCAGCAAUGGAGAAAAGGGAAGAUGGAGAAGCCAAGCAGCCGCGAGAUAAUCAAAAAUGGAAUGGAUGGGGGUACCAGGAUUCCAAGUUUCUCAUCAAUUCAGAAGGGCUUGCCCAGUUUACGGGGGAGCGAUAUGGAAUAAGCGGACAGGUCUUUCCAAAGUUAGUGGAUUGGUUUGUCAAUUCCUGUAGUGCUGAUCUUGAGUUUAAGUCGCCAUCUCAAAACAUUCCCAAAGAGGAAGAGUUGCCGAAACCAAUUGUGAAUGAGCUAUUUCUUAAAAGUGUUCGGGAUAUGGGUUUUGACCAUUCGAUGCAUGGCCAUGAGAGGUUAUUUCGGAGUCACGGUCACACAUGUCAUGAAAUAUACCUCCUUCGUCAUGGUAAGAUUCCAAGACUCCCCGAUAUCGUCAUUUGGCCUCGUCAUCAUAAUGAAGUUGAAAAGGUCGUCUCCCUUGCCAACAAACAUGAUGUUUGUAUUAUACCAUUUGGUGGAGGGACAAGUGUUUCAAGUGCCUUGGAAUGUCCUAUUCAUGAACUUAGAAUGAUUGUCAGUUUGGAUAUGACGAGGAUGAAUAAGAUUCUUUGGAUUGAUCAUGAGAACAUGACAAUGUGUGCUGAAGCAGGGAUAAUUGGUCAGGAUUUAGAAAAACAAUUGCAUGAGAAAGGAGUUUGUGUUGGUCACGAGCCGGACUCAAUGGAAUUCAGUUCGCUUGGUGGAUGGGUGGCAACUAGAGCAUCUGGGAUGAAGAAGAACAUCUAUGGUAACAUUGAGGAUUUAUUGGUACAUGUGAAGUUUGUCACCGCGAAAGGAACGAUGGAAAAAAAUUGUAUGGUACCGCGCAUGUCAACUGGACCUGACAUUCAUCAUGUUAUCAUGGGAUCUGAAGGUACUUUAGGGGUUGUGACAGAGGUGAUCCUAAGAAUACAGCCGUUACCUGAACACAAAACAUACGGUUCCAUAGUGUUUCCAAAUUUUGAAUCAGGUGUCGAGUGCCUUCGUGAGAUUGCUAAACUUCGCUGUGCUCCGGCAUCUAUACGACUUGUCGACAAUGAACAGUUUAAAUUUGGUCAAACGCUGAAGCCUCAAGCCCAUUCUUUCUUUAGCUCUCUUAUGGAGGGAAUAAAAACGAUCUAUGUUACGCGUUUCAAAGGCUAUGAACCGAACAAACUUUGCGUUGCAACUUUACUCUUUCAGGGGAGCAAAACUAACGUUGAAACCCAAGAAAAAAUGGUCUAUUCUAUAGCUGCAAAAUACGGGGGGUUGUCAGCUGGUGCUGAAAACGGCAGACGGGGGUACAUGUUGACCUUUGCCAUUGCAUAUCUACGUGAUUUAGGAUUCGAGUAUAGUUUUCUUGCGGAGUCUUUUGAGACCUGUGUUCCUUGGGAUCGAGUGAUUACCCUAUGCAAGAACACCAAAGCGGCCAUAUACAGAAAAUGUAAAGACCUUGGGGUGCAUUAUAAGCCAUUAGUGACCUGCCGGGUUACACAAACCUACGAUACUGGCGCAUGCGUGUACUUUUACUUUGGAUUCAAUUAUCAUGGACUAGCUGACCCACUUGCAGUUUACCAAGCGAUCGAAGACGGUGCUCGGGAUGAGGUUAUAGCCAACGGGGGAAGUCUUUCUCAUCAUCACGGAGUUGGUAAAAUACGAAAGCAAUGGCUACCUUCUACUGUAUCUAACGCAGGCUACGAAAUGAUGAAUGGAAUAAAGAAGACGUUAGAUCCGAAGAAUGUAUUUGGAAAUGACAAUCUUAUCUCAAAAUUAUAAGUGUAAUCUCUUCUUUUUCAAAUAAAACGCCUUACGCGCCUGCGUGGAAUAGCUUUUAUACGAGAAACUAGAUUAUAGCAAUCGUUUACCUUCCAGAUGAACGGGACUGGAAAGAUAUAUCAAAAUGUUGAAAUUAUAAAAAUGUUCACUUAAAACAUGAAUAAAUGAGAAAUUGUUGUAAGCAAACAAAUAAUUAUUAAAAACGUUGGAGACGCAAA
Xenia sp. Carnegie-2017 is the source of this 2246-nucleotide messenger RNA. RefSeq names its product alkyldihydroxyacetonephosphate synthase, peroxisomal-like. Lineage: Eukaryota; Metazoa; Cnidaria; Anthozoa; Malacalcyonacea; Xeniidae. The transcript has 5 exons. The record is from RefSeq and is a predicted model, not a curated record. Bases 268 to 2028 code for a protein of 586 amino acids. Gene Ontology annotation, molecular function: alkylglycerone-phosphate synthase activity; FAD binding. Gene Ontology annotation, biological process: lipid biosynthetic process.